CUUGUUACUGCCUGCCACCCACUCUGCUCUUACUUUCUAUUACAACCCCUUCCUCUAUGAUCUGAUCAUUCAACCUCAUUCUGUCUUCCCUUCAAUUUUGAUGAUGGCGGAUAAUUCCUCCUCAUCCCCAAUUCAAUCCACCAUCACCAACGCCACCACACCCAUGGAUCAACAACAACCACACCAAUCCAUAUCUCAAAACCUCCCUUCUUCCAUCGACUCCAGCAUUAAUCAAAUCACCUCAACCCCAUCAUUAUCAUCCCAACAACAACAAAUCCCACAAGUUUCAUCAUCCAACGUUCUAUCUCAACAACAACAAUUACUUCAACAACAGCAACAGCAACAGCAGAGUAAUUUGAUGACUACACCCAAUUUCCAAAUCCAUCAGCAAGGUUUACAGCGAUCUCCCUCCAUGUCGCGCUUGAAUCACAUGCAACAACAACAGCAGCAGCAACAACAGUACAAUUUGACUGCCGGUAAUGCUGCCAGAAUUUAUGGGCAGAUGAAUUUUGCUAGCAGCCAGCAGCAGUUGCCACAGCAGCAGCAGCAGCAGCAACAAACCCAGAAUCAACAAAUUGGUCAGAUGGGUAAUGCCACCUUAACCCGCUCAGCUUUGAUGGGUCAAACCGGUCAUCUUACAAUGUUGCCCGGUCAAGCUGCCGCCGCUGCUCAGCUUAAUUUACAAUCCCAAUUAUUAGCAUCGCCAAGGCAGAAAGCUGGGUUAGUUCAAGGGUCUCAAUUUCAUCCAGGAAAUACACCUGGACAAUCAUUGCAAGGAAUUCAAAUGGGGAUGAAUAUGAUGGGAUCUUACAAUUUGAAUUCUCAAAUUAGGGCAAAUGGGUCUCUUGCUUUCACCCAACAAAGGAUAAAUCAAGGGCAGAUGAGACCGCAAUUGACCCAGCAAAAUGCACUAGCAUCUAGUCAGAAAUUGCAGGCACAGAGUCUAUCGCGGACGUCAUUCAUGAACUCACAAUUGUCAGCAUUAGGUCAAAAUGGACAAUUAGCUAUGAUGCAAAAUAAUCUAACCCAACAACAGUGGUCAAAGCAAAUGCCAUCGAUGUCCGCACCCAAUUCUCCCUCAUAUCGAUUUGCACAACAGAGGCAACAACAAGCACUUUUGGGACAACAACUUCCUUCUUCUCAAUUGCACAAUUCUAUGUCGUUGAAUCCGCAACAGUUAUCUCAAAUGGUUCAACAUCAGCAGCAGCAACAACAACACCAGCAGCAGCAACAACCAAUUGGGCACCAACAGCAACAGCUUUUGCAGCAGCAGUCACCAAGAAUUGCAGGAUCGGCAGGCCAAAAAUCUCUAAGUUUGACUGGAUCGCAACCUGACGCAACUGCAUCUGGGACAACCACACCUGGUGGAAGUUCAAGCCAAGGGACAGAAGCCAGCAAUCAUCUUCUCGGUAAAAGGAAAAUACAAGAUUUGGUUGCACAGAUAGAUCCAAAUGCGACUUUAGAUCCCGAAGUUGAGGAUCUUCUUUUGAUGCUUGCUGAUGAAUUUAUCGAUUCGGUUACUACAUUUGGAGCUACCUUGGCCAAACAUCGCAAUUCAUCAAUUGUGGAAUCGAAAGAUGUGUUGCUACACCUUGAAAAAAACUACAAAUUGACGAUUCCUGGGUUCUCAAGUGAAGAGAGGAAACAAGAACAAAAUCACACCCCGAGUGAUCUCCACAAGAAGCGUCUGGAUUUGAUACAAGGACUGAUGGAGAACUCAUACUCUGAAACAAACAUGACUAAUAAUUCUAAGGAAGUAGUAGUUACUCGACAGGACCACCCUCGAAACCAAUUCGGUGGCAAUCAGCAGAGCAGACCUUCCCCGAGUUCAGACCAGCUCAACCCUCAUUCUCAACACAAACAAGGGUUCGAUGGCUACUAGUUGUGAUGUCGAACCGCGGUGCUCAAGUCAGAUUGGAGGAUGUGGAAGUGUAUGAUAUAGAGAAGAGGGAGGGAGGUAGUUUGAGUUAACAGACAGACACAAACACUAUAGUUUUACAAAUUGUGGUUAUUAUAUGGAUGGAUGGAUGGAUGUUGUUGUUUUGUUUGCAACUGUUUUUAGCAUCAUGUGUUGAGAUCCU
This is a messenger RNA of Cynara cardunculus var. scolymus (artichoke), 2081 nucleotides long. Its product is annotated as transcription initiation factor TFIID subunit 12b. Lineage: Eukaryota; Viridiplantae; Streptophyta; Magnoliopsida; Asterales; Asteraceae. Gene Ontology annotation, biological process: DNA-templated transcription initiation; RNA polymerase II preinitiation complex assembly. Gene Ontology annotation, cellular component: SLIK (SAGA-like) complex; transcription factor TFIID complex; SAGA complex. Bases 101 to 1882 code for a protein of 593 amino acids. Gene Ontology annotation, molecular function: protein heterodimerization activity; TBP-class protein binding; DNA binding. The transcript is spliced from 9 exons. The record is from RefSeq and is a predicted model, not a curated record.